Messenger RNA from Cetraspora pellucida, 1200 nucleotides. Lineage: Eukaryota; Fungi; Glomeromycota; Glomeromycetes; Diversisporales; Gigasporaceae. The record is from the annotation of a GenBank genome assembly.
AUGUCGGUGGAUAGAAUCUUACAACAAUUACUAGUUAGAUAUGCAACAAGCUUUGGAGGAACUUACAUAGAUAUAAGAAAGAAGCGUUUAAUUGUCCAUACAAUAGACCAUGGGAAGGUCGACGAGAUAAAAUCUCGAAUGAGAGAAAAUGGCAGGUUUUUAUCUUUUGAAAGUGCAACUUACGGUAAAUCCUUGAAAGAUUUAAAGUUCGCAUUUGAUGGGAUAACCAAACUAGCUGUAGAUUAUUACAAAAAUAAAGAUAGUGAACUAAACGCUAACAUUUACAUUAAUGUAAAGGAAAAUAAUGUCGUUGUAACCUUAGCAGACUUUGAUGAAUUAAACAAUCAACCAUUUAUAUCUUCCCUCAUGAGAUAUAACCCUCUUAUGACAAUUUAUUCAAAACACCCACCUGGUCCAGAUAUUUCUAAACGUCAAAGUAAAAUCGGCAGACGUGACAUAUCUAAAAGGAUUUUUAGUGGCGAUGGUUUAUAUAAUGCAGUUGGUAACUUUGAAUGUUCAGCUGGCUUUUUGGCAAAAAGUAAAGAUCUUAAAGAUUAUAUUGUAACUGCUGGUCAUUGUAUUAUAAAAUCUGAUACUCGUAGAUCAAACGACUUUUAUCAUUCUCCAUGGGAUAGACCACCAUCAAAUGAAACAUUAAAUUAUAUUGGGGAAUCUAUAUUUUCUAGUAUAGCACCAUAUGAUUUUGGUUUAAUCCAAGUUUUCGGCAGUGAUUCCAAACUAUCAUUAAGUGAGGUAAAGAACAUAGAUUAUAUCCGUUUUCCACAAUUAUUUAUAACUAAAGUUCUGGCUGUAUCUAGUUAUGGUAUUCAUAUAUGUAAAGCUGGUUUCACUACUCAUCUUACUUGUGGGCAUGUAAAGGGGACUAACGGGAUUGCUAUAUAUGAUGGUAAUAUUAAGAGGACAUUAAUCAUUACAGACAACAUUUCAGAAGUAGGUGAUAGCGGAGGAAGUGUAUUUUCGUUUGCACAAGAUUUACGUUCAGUAGAAUUACUUGGUAUAACCAUCGGAGGUACUUCUACAGAAUCUUUUGUUUUACCAGUAGAUAUAAUUCUCAGAUCAUUCGAAAUACGUAUUGUGACUUCUCAAUGGCGAUUUUCGUCACUUGGGUUUGAACCUUCACUUCAGAGAAAGCAAAGUUCGUCAUUAUUCAAAUUUAGAUGGCAAGAGAUUUAUGGUUAA